Messenger RNA from Scleropages formosus (Asian bonytongue), 1881 nucleotides. It is a transcript of the gene hapln2, whose product is annotated as hyaluronan and proteoglycan link protein 2. The transcript is spliced from 6 exons. Gene Ontology annotation, molecular function: hyaluronic acid binding. The record is from RefSeq and is a predicted model, not a curated record. Gene Ontology annotation, biological process: positive regulation of neuroblast proliferation; cell adhesion; skeletal system development. Gene Ontology annotation, cellular component: synapse; perineuronal net. Bases 385 to 1404 code for a protein of 339 amino acids. NCBI's taxonomy places the organism in Eukaryota, Metazoa, Chordata, Actinopteri, Osteoglossiformes, Osteoglossidae.
GGGAGCAGCAGGAGAUCAGUUGAGAAGGAAGAAAAGAUACACAGUGAAAGAGGGGAGAGAGAGGAGGACACUGCACUGACACAAAGCCACUGCCCUUUGCAGCUGGAGGAACUGCCCUUCAAACUUGAGCACGAAACCCUUUGCCUGGAGGAGAGCAUGUUUGGGUGAUCAGUCUCCGCUCUCAAUAAAGGAGAAAAGGUCAAAGCUGCGUUGGCCCUAUCGACUGGCAGCAAACUGUGAGAAGAGCACAAGAGGGUGUCGUGAAGAUACGGCUCACGAGAUUCACCAGCUUGUAGAAGUCAGCUCAACCCUGCUUCUACUCUCUCUAGAGAGGUCACCGCGCCGCCGCUGUCGAGUUCCUGUGGCCCAUCUGAUCCGUCCGCCAUGCAGUCCGCAGCAGCUGUGGUGCUGCUCCUCACCUGUCUCACCUGGACAGCAGCUAUUCUACACCACGGUGGACAAACCGUGCAGAAGACGCUCCGCUACCUGCUGGAGCCGCCCGUUUACGCGGAAGUGUCGGCUCGCCGGGGGGCGAACGCCACUCUGCCGUGUCUGCUGCGCUCCAGGCCGCCGCACUACAAAGUGAGGUGGACCAAAGUGGAGCCGCUGCCUCGCGGCCUCCAGAACGUGGUGCUCGUCACCAACGGCCACGCGCACAAGGCGUACGGACCGCUGGCGCGCAGAGCGUCCCUGCGGCGCGCGCACCCGCUGGACGCGUCGCUGCGCCUCGUGAACCUGGAGCUCGAGGACGACGGGCAGUACCGCUGCGAGCUCAUCAACGGCCUCGAGGACGAGAGCGUGGUGCUCACCUUGAGGAUCGAAGGCGUCGUGUUUCCCUAUCAGAGCAGCAGCGGACGUUAUAAAUUCACCUACCGGCAGGCCAAGGAGGCUUGCGAGGCCCAGGACGCCACGCUGGCAACUUUCCAUCAGCUCUACAGAGCGUGGACGGAGGGGCUGGACUGGUGCAAUGCAGGAUGGCUGAAGGAUGGGACAGUCCACUACCCGAUACUGCACUCAAGGGCACCGUGUGGAGGGGACCACCUUUUACCUGGCAUUCGCAGCUAUGGUCCCAGACACAAGACUGAAGACCACUUUGACACCUUCUGCUUCACCUCCAUAACAUCAGGGCACGUGUUUUUUGUGGACGAGCGCCUAAGUUUCACAGAAGCUGACCGAGUUUGCAGGGAUAAGGGGGCCGAGCUGGCCCGUGUCGGACAGCUGUACUCAGCCUGGCAUUUCCGGCGCCUGGACCGCUGCGAUGGUGGCUGGCUGCAUGAUGGUAGUGUCCGCUUUCCCAUCACUGCACCAAGGGAGCACUGUGGGGGCUUGCCCAACCCAGGAGUGCGGAGCUUCGGCUAUCCCGACCAGACUGAGCGCCUCUAUGGGGCCUACUGCUAUGGCUAGCAGAACUGGGGGGAAAAAAAGAAUGGCUUCUGUCUCUUGCUUAGGGGAUGGAGAACUAUGGUGGCGUUCAGACGCGUUAUAUAUGGCAAUUAUUCACAUGGAAAUUGGAUGCAGCUCAGACUGUUUCGAACUGAAUUUGUGAACACUGACUGCUACUGGUCAGGAAUGGAAGACCAUUAAACUGUGAGCACACAAGUGAAGCUUCGGUAUGCCAAGUCUGUACAGGUGUCUCUAUGGUCAGAUAAUGUAAAAACUGCUUUGCUUUGUGGAUGACCCUUGAUUCCAAAUUAUGCCAUUUUGUGAAUCGAAAACGUAACGAAAAAAUAACUACAAACGUACUGGUGUAAAGGCCCGUACAAAUACUCACUCACUGACUCCCGUUAACUUGUUCUAGUGUGGUUUGCAGCGGUCUGGAGUCUGUCUCAGAAGCGCAGGGUACGAGGCUUAACAGGGUACCCCCUGGAUGGGAAGCCAGGU